GAUUAAAUUCUUUUACUUUAGAUCACUUCACAUUCUUACAGAAAAUGUGUCAAAAAAUAAGUAUGAUGUCAUAGUUUGGGCAUUGCCUUCUAGUUUAAUGGGUUGUAAAGUAGAACAUGGAUAAAAUGGACCACCGAUCACCUCUGGACAACAUAUUUAAUAUAAUUGGAGGAUUGCCACAAGGGCAUGAUAAACCCAUCAAGCAUGCCUUGUAUAAUUCAUUGGCUUUAUUCCUGCUAUUCAUAUGUUGUGCAGCUUUGGGUUUCUUGUAUUUGAUACUAGAGCCUUUCAUUAAGCCAUUGAUGUGGGCACUCCUGGUUGGUUCUGUAUUGCAUCCCAUUAAGUACACCUUAGCCCAAAAGUUCAAAUCUUGGUUUGAUACUUUAGAUGAAUCAAGGACUCCAAUUGUAAUAGGAAUAUUCUUCAUACCUAUUAAUAUUAUCAAUGAUAUAUCCGAGUUUAUUGGUUGUACCUUAGUCAAACACUGGAAAUUGCUUUUAGCCAUAGGAAUUUCUGCAGUCUCUCUACAUUUACUAUAUUUUUACACCCCAACAGUAUUUGUCAGCAUUUUCUACAAUUGGUGGAUAUUAACUGAGAUCAUCAUAAGCUUCUUCAUUUCCAAUUUGUCAACAACACUGGUGAUAUUAAUUUUGCUUGCAUAUAUUUCUGUUUUGGUUUCAAUGUGGAAACCAGAGAAUAACAAGAAAUUCCAUUAUGCAUCUAUGAUGGUGUGGCUUGUAUUAUCAUUAUUUAUUGCCAAACAGUUUGGAGCGUUUCAAAUUCCAAUUUUCAUAUUAUUACAAGGAAUCUUGCUUGGUGGACUAGUCUUUGAAAUCAUGGACAUACAAGAACAAUUACGUUUAUCUGAAUCAGAUUCCUCAAUAUUCAGUGCUAUUAAAUUUGCCAUACAUGGCAAAGAAAAAGAAGACAUCAAACUAGAAUUACAGGAUAAAGGAAAUGGUGAAGAAAAUACUGAAACAAUGCAAGAAGAGGUAAAUAAGGAAGAAAAUAUUUUGGAUGAACCAGAAAUAAGGAAGGAUCCAUGGUCAUUGGAUUUGUUUGAUGAGGCUUCAAAAAGUAGAUUGAAAAAUACAAAUGUAUUGAUAGUGGAUAAGGGCAGGGUACAAAUGAUUAAAAAACCAGCGGUUUUCGAAUCUCCUGCAAAAGUCCGACGAUCAUUUUCUCAGCCCUCUGUACCAGGUUUAAAUUUGAAGAAUAAAGUGGGUCUUUUAUCAUGGAGGAAGAGAUCCAGUAGAACGUUCAAAGUACAAAAUGGAGAAUACGCAAGUGAUUUUUAUAUUUGCUCUCUUCUAUGGGGAUGCGCAAUAGUUUUCUUUUGGAAGAAUCUUAUGUUAGUGCCUAUAUUGUGCAUACCGAUAGCAAUUUACUUUAUUAAGCGUUGCGGUGCUUAUUUAGGUAUUUGGAGCAUGCUUUAUACGCAUGGAGCUAAUUUUCUUUGCAAAGUAACAAAUUGGUGUCAUGAGAGGAAUGACGCUAUAAUACCUGUACCGAUACGUGGACUAUAUAGAAUUGUUUAUAAAGCCAAUCAGUUUAUUAAGAAAAAUGUUAAAGAAAGCAUAGAUACUGUGUCAAGUUGCGUUGUCAUAUUAGGAUUAUUGGUAUUUGUUUUAUGCGCUUCGAUUUUCAUAUGUGUUCAAGUUUAUGCAGAGGCUAUAACUGUUGUUCAAAUCUCUAGCAAUGUAAUUAAUCAAACGGUAGUACAUAAUCCAGAAUUAAGACAACUUCUACCACCGGCUUUUGAAAACACCGUAGACUCUUUGUUGGAUAACGCGUAUCAAUAUGGAAGGGAAGGAAUAUCGAAGGGUGUCAAAAGCAUGAUGAGCGGAGUGGAUCCGAGUAAAUCAGAGAAACUGGAACAGCAGGUGUUGGAACUGUGGGAUAGAAUCUAUCAAGCCUGGAUGAAUUCGGACAGUGACCAAAGUCACGGACCAAAAGUUACGUCUGACGCAGUGCAGAAGACUUGGAACAAUUUCAUCGACGACCUACAAAAGUCUCCAGAGAUGUUCAAUAUAAGUGGCCUAAUGUCGUUUGUGAAUCAAAAUGUGGGGACGCUUAUAUCCCUAUUAGAUUCUAUUUGGUCCAUUGUCAAAGGGAAUAUAAGCCUUGUCCUGGGAUCAUUCAGUGCUAUAGUUUCGGUUCUAUUGGGCGGCGGUACAGCGGUACUAAACUUUAUAUUAAAUGUGAUUAUAUUUUUAACUACGCUUUUCUAUUUGUUGAGCUCGAGUGGAGAGUUAUACAAGCCAGUGGAGUUAAUGACACAAUUUUCUUCUAAUGGAAAUCGUUUAGGAUUAGCAUUGGGCGAUGCCAUUAAUGGCGUAUUUACAGCUUCAUUUAAGAUGGCUACCUUCUAUGGUUUAUGGACAUGGUUUAUUCACAACCUGUUCAAUGUCAAAAUUGUCUACUUGCCUUCCGCUGUUGCCGCCAUAUUAGGAGCUGCCCCGUUUCUAGGAACUUACUGGGCUUGCAUUCCAGCCGUAUUUGAUUUGUGGUUAGCACAAGAGAAAGGUUUACAAGCGAUUCUAUUUGCUGCCGUCCAAUUUGUCCCAAUGUCCAUUGUAGAUGCUACUAUCUACGCGGAGAUGAAAGGAGGACAUCCUUAUCUGACGGGUCUCGCAAUAGCAGGUGGAAUUUUUUGCUUGGGUCUGGAAGGAGCCAUCAUUGGUCCAUUGAUUCUGUGCGGCUUGUAUGUGGCGAUGGAUUUAUCAACGACCCUUUUCAAGGACUCUCCAUCAGAAGAAACUAUUAAUCUUCAAGAUCUUUCUAGGUUACAUCUAAGUAACUAACUUUUGGAACUUACUAACUGCACGUUUCUCCUAUCGAAUAUACUCACAUUGCAAUUGAUACCUUCUCAAUGACACCUUUUAUAUAUUUUUGAAGCUUUACAUGUUUUUGUUAAAUAAUUUUGUAAUUGCUGUUUGCAAACAAAUAAAGCAUUUAAUAGUGUUGCAAAA
Nicrophorus vespilloides is the source of this 2972-nucleotide messenger RNA. RefSeq names its product transmembrane protein 245. Lineage: Eukaryota; Metazoa; Arthropoda; Insecta; Coleoptera; Silphidae. Bases 117 to 2804 code for a protein of 895 amino acids. The transcript is spliced from 7 exons. The record is from RefSeq and is a predicted model, not a curated record.